CGAUGAGGGUACAGGGCAGCCGCACUUGUGAGUCGCCACGAUCAUCCUUGUUGUUUCUGUUGUCUUACGUGUGUGGAUUACGAGAUUGAUCAGAUUUGUCGGGAACGGAGGAAUCCGUGAGGCCGCGACGUGAAUUGUUUUUCGAUGCGCAAUGAAAUAUGUCGGAUGUGCUGAAGAAAAUCGAUUUAAGUCAAUCGCAUGCAGCAGCACAACUGCAACGUCACAAAAAUGGGGAAUUAAAUAAAUAGUUUAAUUUUCAUCAUCUUUCAAAUCUCAAUCUGCUGGCGAAAAUGCAUUUUUCUCGCGACAAAGGUAAAUUGGCUAUCAAGUAAAUUAAUAAAAAUGAAUAUAAAAAAGGAUGAAUUUGCUCAAAUUCAAAACUAAGAAUAAAAAUUUACUGUCAUGCCUAAGGAGAUAAUUUUUAAUGAAACGUAAAGACACCUAUUUAAUGUAAAAACAUUUUGAAAUGUUUCGAGAAGCUGUAUGCCUCUGUCCAUCAGUAUCCCAACCGUCGUCGCAUUUGCCACUCGCCGAGGAUGUUUGUCCAAAAUAUUACCAAGAGAUUGGAGCAGAGAUGAUUAGCAAUCAGCUAAUCAUUCGACUAGAGAAGGAUAGGAACAGAAAACGGAAAAAGAAGCUGGAGGAAUGGGAUCCGCCUUGCGACUGCGUGGAGAUUCAAAGACCAACGAGCAAAACAGGCCCCAAGAUCAUCAAUGCAGAUUACGACGACCGCAUUGUGUUCCGCGUUCACUGGGCAUCUCGUUUUCCAAAAGAGGAUCCUGCUUACAGAUCGCAAACUAUCGCCUACAAGAUCGACUCGUGCAGGGAAAAAGAGGGCAGCCAUCAGUGCAAGACUAUCACGGUUUACCCUCAAUUUAUCUCCGGUUCUCAAGAAGUGUAUAGUGAUCACAUAACCGAGGGUAAUCAAGACAUCUUCUUACUGAGGAUAAAAAAGAAAGCAGAAUAUUCCGAACAGAGCAAUAGAAACGUCGAGCUUGAAGUGAGAACACCGAAACCACCAACGCCAACGUCAUCGCCUGCAAUUGCACCGCCGCAACCAGUUCGCGAUUUGGUUGUGGAACAUGUUGUAGAAAAUGAAGAACCGAGUGAGAAUACAGACGACAAACUGGAUGAGAAGCCGGUGAAGAAAAGUAAAACACAGCCAAAGAGAAAAAAGAAAAAAAAGCAAUUGCCGAUUUAAAAGUAAUAAUGCUUCUCUUUCCUUAUAUUAUGUAAAUUAUAUCAGAUAACUAAAAAUAAGAAUCCGAUGUCACACUACAAAAUUAUGCAAAAUAUGCGAAAAAUAUAAAGUAUCAUCAUUUUAACAUCAUUAUACAUUCUUGUAACGUUAUUAUACUUUUUUAUGCU
Ooceraea biroi (clonal raider ant) is the source of this 1368-nucleotide messenger RNA. RefSeq lists its product as uncharacterized. The record is from RefSeq and is a predicted model, not a curated record. Lineage: Eukaryota; Metazoa; Arthropoda; Insecta; Hymenoptera; Formicidae.